GAUGCAAACGGAAAGUGUGGUUUAAAUAGUUUUCGCAAUUAGUCCAGGCACCUCACUACGCGAUUCUGCCUCAGGAUGAACAGUUGUCGUCUGUGCGUUGGCGAUUUCCUACUGCUGCGGAAGGAUUACAACAUUCACCGUCUGAAAGCCAAGCUCGGGGCUGUGUUCUCGUUUGAGAUAACACCACACGAACGCCUCUCCGAAGUGGUGUGUCCUGACUGUGUACGAAUCGUUGGCAAAUUUUACGACUAUGCCAGUACGGUUGAACAGAAUCAGCAACGAUUGCUUCAGCAGAUCCAGGUAGAGAGCAUCCUCGGUGAGACGUCGUCCUUGUUGCUUCCGACGGGUACUAACGGUCAGCAGCUGAUUCCAGAAGAUGAAAUUAAGGUUGAAAUUCCGCAGCCGGAGAAUGUUUUCGCUGAAGCGCUGUCACCGGAACCGGAAUCCGUUUCACAGUUAGCAAAGAAACAGUCCAGCAGGUCGAUCGCUCCGGCAGGGAGGUUCCAGAAAAACCUGAUCAGUCGUCACAUGAACAUGUCCUGCGACAUCUGCCAGGAGGAUCAAUUCACGUUCCAAAAGCUAGAGACUCACUUCAAGAAGUACCACGGCAAGCAGUUCUACAUAAGUUGUUGCGGGCAGAAGUUGACCAACGAGCAGAUGAUUGCGGUUCAUUUGGAGAAGCACCAGACCAUGACCACGAUCAAGGAUACUCGGGAAAAUGGUACCUCUUGGGAACGGCGAGUUUCGUCCGCGUUCGGCUCGAUUUUGAAUGACUUCCGGAAGGAUUUGGAAGACUACGAGCCGUUGCCGAAUAUGACACUGGCCCUAAACGGAGAUACCAGGGAGCAGCAGAAGCUGUACGACGUUCAAGAUUACCUGGUACAAACGUAUUUCAACUUGGAUUGUGAACUUUGUGGCUACCGGAUGAACAAUUUAGAUGAACGUCGGAUGCAUUUCCGGGACAUUCACCCAAAGGAGAAAUAUUUCGUGGCUUGUUGUGGACAACGUUUUUCCAUUAGGAUUAGCAUAAUGCGGCACCUGAAUCGCCAUUGGAAGUUUGUAGCAAAUGGAACGCUUAGUGGUUCUAUUCAGAAAAAUGGAGGCAAAGUGGAAACGGAUGACUCCGGUGAAGCUGGGACACCCCCAAACAAAGUGAACUGGUUGCGCCAAAUGCAAAUCCUCUAUGGACCAUUGAUGAACGAGUUCCGUGACGACCUCAUUGAAGGAGGCUUUACUCCACCUACUAAGCUUCCGGAAGGCAAAUCUGCUGAUCAGCAGAGAUUGCUUCACCAAAUGCAGGAUUAUCUGAUAGCCAAGCACAGUCCUUUGAAUUGCGAUCUUUGUGGAGUGGAAAUUAGCACUUACUUGGGUCGACGAGAGCACUUUAACAUCGGGCAUCCGAAGGAAAAAAUGUACAUUCAAUGCUGCGGGAAGAAGAUUUCCACUAGACAAAAGGUUAUUGUUCACUUGUUGCGGCAUCGAAAGGGUCUAAGAACAAUGGAACCACACAUUCGAUUUGCUCCAGAGCAUUCUUACGAAAAACACGAACAGGACGACGCAGUGAUCGAAGGCUACUACAAAAUGGAUUGUGAACUUUGUGACUUCAGCGGCAAUUCCUACCUGGGACUGCGGGCACACUUCCAGAAGGCCCACAAAGAGGAAGGAUUCUUCAUUACCUGUUGUAACCGGAAGAUGAAGACCAAAUACCAUAUCCUUGAGCACAUAGCCGCCCAUCAAAAGCCGGGUUCGCUGAAAUGUGAUCACUGCGAGGCUACGUUUUCAACGGAACGAAUCCGUAAGGCUCACGUCAACCGGAAGCACGCGAACGAAGAGGAUAAAGUAUUCCGCUGCGAACACUGCGUGGAAUCGUUUUCAACCAAGAAUCUGCUUAUGUUCCACUCCUACAAGCACGAACUGAUGACGUGCGACAUUUGCGGAGCGGAGAUGAAGCGCUGUUCGCUGCGGGUGCACAAGUUGAACGUCCACAAACAGGGCGAGGAGAUCGUGUGUCACGUGUGCGCAAAGGUUUUCCACUCCAAGCACAUGUUCAAUGCGCACUACCGGAAGGCACAUCUUGGGAUCCGGAAGAAGUACAAAAAGAAAUCUCGAGCAAAGAAGAAACUACCGGUCGAGGAAGAAUUGGAGAGAGUUGGCCUGGAGGAUCCAUGCAAAACUACGACGCUGCAGUUGAGGAUCGAACCGUUGUUUAUGAACGAUUGAAUUAGUCGACAAUGACUCCACGAGAGCUAACUUUGUGAUGCACCUGAAAACGAUCGUUACCUGAAAUGUUUAAUAGAUCUAGUCAGUCCAGCAUUUAAAAAAAAUAUUGCCGUGGUGAACCACUUCCAUCACUUUUGUAGUUCACGUUUUAUGGCAUCAGCUGUAUUACUUUGUUUUUGACACGAAUUCACUUAAGAUUGAAAUUAUGUU
Messenger RNA from Aedes albopictus (Asian tiger mosquito), 2430 nucleotides. Its product is annotated as zinc finger protein 62 homolog. Gene Ontology annotation, biological process: regulation of gene expression. Gene Ontology annotation, molecular function: zinc ion binding. Gene Ontology annotation, cellular component: nucleus. The record is from RefSeq and is a predicted model, not a curated record. NCBI's taxonomy places the organism in Eukaryota, Metazoa, Arthropoda, Insecta, Diptera, Culicidae. The transcript is spliced from 3 exons. Bases 76 to 2220 code for a protein of 714 amino acids.